GAUUGAAUCAGCUAAGUCAUUCUUGAAAUAUUAAUCACUAAUUAUUAUCAUCAGCGUUAAGUUAGUUCAAGUGUUUCAGUUUAAUUGUCGCCUUAACUAAUCAGACAAGUAAAAUGUCAUUUUCAAUUUUAGCAAAUUUCGUCAUAACAAAAUACCUUCGAUAUUAAAUUGACGCUUAAUUAUUCCACACAAAAAAAAACGGAUGCGACACCUGUUAUCGACUAAUAUUUGCUUUUUUCAAUAGCUACGUCAAUCAAAAACAGACUUUAUAGAUAUUUCGAGCAUAAGAAUUUAAUUAACGUUGACGUCUAUUUACUAGCGUUACAGUGACGUUUCUUAUAAAAACGUUGCUAAGGUUUAUCAGUUAUAGUGGAGGAUACAUCAUAAAUUGAGCACACUUUUCAAUUUGUUGGAGAAAAAAUGAAUAUAAUGAUAUUAAUGACUUUAAUUAUUGCAGCUUUAGUAAGACAUGCUGUAUCAUUUUUCUAUGCAUAUAAAUCUGAGCAAGUAUGCAUUCCCAAUCAUGAGUUCGUAUUCCAUGACAGAUAUUGUCAGUGUAACGAUGAUGGGACUAAGAUCUUGUGUGACAAACCUAUAGAUUCACCGGUAAAGUUAUUAUUUAAACCGGACCAGUUGCAAAAUUGGACACUCCCAUGCAUCCCUAAUAGAAAGUUUAAUUUACUAUGCCACGAUUGUUUAUGCGAUGAAACUGGAAAAUAUGCUACUUGUGCGCCUGGUUCUUGUACCAAUAAUCUGCUGAAACCUCCAAGUCCAAAAGUAUGCAUCCCAGGAUCUGUCUUCAGUGAUGAUUGUAAUGGUUGCAUAUGUGGUGCGGAUGGUAAAGCAGCUUGUACGAAAAUAAAUUGCCAUCUAGAUUCAAAUACGCCUCAAUGCGUACCAAAUACUUUGGAAUUUAUGUUUGAAUGUAAUAUGUGUUCGUGCUCAAAAGACAGUCGCAUAUCUUGCUAUCGUAUGGGUUGUGAUUCAUUUACAUUUCAACAUGAAAGUCUUUUAAAUAUUACAAAAAAAUGUAGAGCUAAUAGCAUUUUCAGUUAUAACUGUCACAAGUGCAUAUGCGGAAAUAGUGAAAACUACGCUAUCUGUUACGGGAAACAGUGUUCAAAUUUUAAUCAAAAGAAAGAUACAACAAACAAGUGUACACCUGGAAUGAUUUUUAAAGACUCCUGCAAUGUCUGCGUAUGCGGUAGGAAAGGCAGAGGAGUAUGUACCACAUUGAAUUGCGAUAUUAUGUAUCGCCAUGCGUAUGGCAAAUAACCAUAUGUAUUAAAUUUUUGUAAUAAAUCGACUUGACACCUGGGUGUGCGGGAAACAAGC
Phymastichus coffea is the source of this 1335-nucleotide messenger RNA. Its product is annotated as pacifastin-like protease inhibitor cvp4. The record is from RefSeq and is a predicted model, not a curated record. NCBI's taxonomy places the organism in Eukaryota, Metazoa, Arthropoda, Insecta, Hymenoptera, Eulophidae. Gene Ontology annotation, molecular function: peptidase inhibitor activity. The transcript has 8 exons. The coding region runs from base 421 to 1275 and encodes 284 amino acids.